Molecule: messenger RNA, 4985 nt
Organism: Numida meleagris (helmeted guineafowl)
Lineage: Eukaryota; Metazoa; Chordata; Aves; Galliformes; Numididae
Gene: PELO
Product: pelota homolog (Drosophila)
Exons: 2
Coding region: 3471-4628 (385 amino acids)
Biological process (GO): nuclear-transcribed mRNA catabolic process, non-stop decay; ribosome disassembly; nuclear-transcribed mRNA catabolic process, no-go decay
Cellular component (GO): cytoplasm
Source: RefSeq, a predicted model, not a curated record
AAAAAACAAACCCAAAACUUUCAUUGCAAGUUUUGAUGAAGUUGGAUAAACACUUCUCAGGCCUGGUUAAGGUUUAUUUCACCUGGCCUCAAUGUAUGUGGUUUGAGUAGGGAUCUGCUGCAAUUUCCUCAAGCUCUACUCAAAAGAAGAUGAAGGAAGAAACUUAGCCAAAGAAGUUCCAUUACUUUUGACACUUCUUCAAUUAUAUUCUUAUGCUUAGCCUGCUACUUCCUGGAAUUUUUUCUCUCUUCAUUGGUGAUAAUCACGUUGUUGGUAUUAAGAGUACUAUACUUGUCUUUAUAAUACAAAAGACCAGUAAUCAUAAAGACAUAACUGCAGAACUUCAUUUCCACAGAAAAUGAAGGAGUCUUAAACCUGCAUAAGCAGGACUUGGGAAGAGGAAAAAGAAUGAAAACAGAUUUUUACUAAUUUUACUCUCUGCUUUCAUCUUCCUUUGCUCUUAACAACAAUAACAUCUAUAAAUCUCUCAGCAGAGUUCCCUCUGUAUUUGAUAUUCUUUCUCACCAGUUUUUUUGUCCAAGACUUCAAUGUGUUUGCAUGAUUCUACCUAUAAUGGAACUGGUGGGGGCAGACGGUGCAGGGCGUUGGGUGGUGUAGGAAUGUCACUUGUCCUUGUCUAAAAUACAUCCCUUCUUUAUAAGGCAGCUGAUCAAAACUUGAAGAUACAGGGUUGUGUGUCUCAAAUGUUUUCAGUACCUUAUAGAACCCCUAUUUGCCUACCACCAUUCUUGUUUUGCAUUGCACUUAGAAAGGCAGUGAAAACGGAUGAUAAAUUGCUGCAAUUACUAGUAGCCUUCAUUACUUUUUUUUAGUGAUAAACAGAAAGAAUUCGGAUAUGGCGUCUAGACUUAGUUUUUUAGCAAGACGGGAACACACCAUAAAAUUUAAAACUUUACAGAGGUUAACUUUAUAUCUCUCUGUAACAUUAACAAAAUUAGUAUGCACUUACAAACUUAAUUAUAUGGUGCUACAACUUUUGGAGAUGUUCUUUUCCUUCUACUGCUUUUUUUCUAAUAUUCAAACAAAUAACAAUAUUCAGUAGUUACUUUUCACCAGAGUAGGCAGAGCAUAAUCAUCUAGUAAAUGUUUUCCUUUAUAAAUUGGCAAUGGUCUUGCUAAUUUUGGGUAACAUCAUUUAAGUUUAGAGUUGCUACUAUAUAUUUGUGGAACAUAGUUCCUAACUAUAUAAAAUCUCAAUAUUUAUUUGAGAAAGGAUUUAAGCACAACUCAAGGUGCCUCUACAGCAACAAAUUAAUAUGUUGAGAGGUAACUUUGUUGUUUGUUUAUAGGUUACGUUGUUACUUUUAUACAGCAUUUAUGCUAGGCAAUAAGUCACCUGCUUCCAUGAGCUGAAUGCUUAUUUUCUAUCAGUAUUAACUGCCAACUUGCAAACUUUCUCUGAAACGAGUAGCAUCUCCAGGGAUGUAAGGUUGCUAGUGAAAAUUAAACUAGAACCAACAAGUAGAAAAAAGGUUCAUAAAAACAUAGCAAUAAAAUAAGAAAAAUAAAUACCAACAUGGAAUGCUAACAUACCCUAUAGCUACUUUUAUUGAAAGAAUAGCAUGAGGUCUACCCUUGCAAUUUCCUAACUGCAAAGAAUGUAAAGAAGAAAACUCACUAUGAGUAUAGAAUUUACAUAGAAAAAUGAAAGAAACUCCUUAGGAAAAGCUAAAUGCAGCCUCUGCCUAAGCCACAAAACAUUAAUACAAAUUAUGAGUAUGCACAAGCCCAAAUUAAACAAAUAGUUAUGUGUGUGCUUAUGUUUUGUUCCCUUGGGUGGUCCAGUUUCCUUCUGUGAAAGUACUCAUGCUAACAGUUAAGCAUGUGUACUCAUAGGAAGAGAGUCUGAGGUCUCAUAAAUAAAUCCUGUUAUGUAAUAUCUGAUAAAGUUGUUUUUACAUCAGUAUCAAGAUUAGGAACACUGAAUGCAUGUCACAGGGCCAGAUAUGAGUUCAGUGUCCUGUUCUAAUCAGUGGCCAGUGCCAGAGACUUAGAGAAAUUUAUAUUAUUUACAUGAAUUACACCAUAAUGGGAGAUAUGAGAUGAUUUUUGCUAACACUAAUCUUGCAUCUCAGUAAAUCCUUCAGUCCAAAUAUUUUUCUUGUUAGAAAUGUUUUCUUAAGAAACUAAAGGAAACCAGAAAGUUCCUCUUAACCAAGGGGAAGGCAGCAAAUGUAAAAUCGCUAAGAAGAUAUCUCUUGCUUUUCAGUUAUGGCUGAGGUAUACACAUUCUGAACUUAUUUUAUCUGUUCCAGUUGCCCUGAUACACAUUAAAAGAAACAUAAUUUCUCUCUUUUAUCAAAUAUUUUCUAUUUCCAAUAUUUUUUCAUAGAAACACGUCCUUCUAGUCUCCAUUCUUCUCAGUUUUCCUCAUUCUUAAUAAAUUUGCAACAUUCCUUCUAAAAACAGCGUUCAGCAUCAUACACUAUUUCAAAAUAAGAAGAACUUGCAUAACAGUGUUGUCAUUUCUAUAUUAUUUCUGGUUUGCUAAAUUUGUCAAGGCUGCAAAUUGAGUUGUCAACAUCAAAACAUCAAACUUUUUAUGAAUUAUGCAGUCUCUGAUGGUUUUCAGGGCUGUCUCAUUCUGACCGCAGUCACCUUAGAUUCAGGAAGGAGCUCAAGUUUCUGUGUAUGUUUGAGCAUAACUGAAGGUAGGAUGUAUAAAAAGAUAGUGUCAGUUUAACCAAAACCUUUAAGAUCUUUUUAAGAGUAACGACAAACUAACAGUUCAGGUUUUAGUGUUAUUUUGGACUGGUUUUCAUUGCAGAAUGUAAAUGUUCUCCCUCUAGUUGCCUCUUUUAUGCUUCAACAGAUGUUAGAUACCAGUGCCUGUUCGAUGUGACUCUGAAGUAUCACAGCGUUCACCUAUCACACCAAGGAAAUCAGCUAUUUAGCUGUACUUUUCUCAUCUCCUUUAUGGGUACCCAUGACUUUCCACACCUACUUGCUUGCAAAACUACUUAGUUGUCCCCUCCGACCUCACGGCACUGAGCAGCACCACGACUCCCCCACUCCCGCCUUUUUCCGUUAGAGAUCUGAGCCUGCACGGCCUGGGCGGGAACCGCAAUUCCAGCUCUUCUGGCCACGACAGAGCGCUAGCGCCGUGCGCAUGCGCCAGCUCGUAAUGGUUGUAGUGGCGGCGCGUGAGAGGUGUUGCGCAUGCGUGUUGUGCAAAAAGGCCGCGGGCCGCUGGCGUUCUGCAGGCGCUCUGUAGGACAGCCUUGGCGCACGCGCCUUGGGAGGGUGGUGGCAGACGCUGCGCAUGCGCACAGUGUGAGGCGUGGAGGCGGCUGAGGGGCCUGUAAGAGCCGGGUCGUCGCUGCUGGGGGAAGCCCAGGUUUCUCCGCGGGACCGCGUCCUUGGCCCUGGUGCUAGGCCUCCCGGGGCGGGCAGACCGGCUGAGCCGCUGCCGCCGCGGCUGAGGAGAAGACGGGGGCGCCGCCGGCGGGAUGAAGCUGGUGAGGAAGGACCUGGAGAAGGAUAAUGCGGGCCAGGUGACGCUCAUCCCCGAGGAGCCCGAGGACAUGUGGCACACCUACAAUCUGCUGCAGGUGGGUGACAGCCUGCGGGCCUCUACCAUCCGCAAAGUGCAGACCGAGUCAUCUACAGGCAGUGUGGGCAGCAACCGCAUCCGCACCACUCUCACUCUCUGCGUGGAGGCCAUCGACUUCGACUCGCAGGCCUGCCAGUUGCGGGUCAAAGGCACUAACAUCCAGGAGAAUGAGUACGUCAAGAUGGGGGCCUAUCACACUAUCGAGCUGGAGCCCAACCGGCAGUUCACGCUGGCAAAGAAACAGUGGGACAGCGUGGUGCUGGAGCGCAUCGAGCAAGCCUGCGACCCGGCGUGGAGUGCUGAUGUGGCAGCCGUGGUCAUGCAGGAGGGACUGGCUCAUGUCUGCCUAGUUACCCCCAGCAUGACCCUCACUCGUGCCAAGGUGGAAGUGAACAUCCCCCGCAAACGGAAAGGGAACUGCAGCCAGCACGACCGGGCUCUAGAGAGGUUUUAUGAACAGGUGGUGCAGGCCAUCCAGCGGCACAUCAACUUCGAGGUGGUCAAGUGCGUACUGGUGGCCAGCCCAGGCUUCGUACGAGAGCAGUUCUGUGAUUACAUGUUCCAGCAGGCAGUCAAGACUGACAACAAGCUUUUACUGGAGAAUAGAUCCAAGUUUUUACAGGUGCAUUCAUCAUCAGGACAUAAGUACGCACUGAAGGAGGCCCUUUGUGACCCAGCUGUAACUAGCCGUCUCUCUGACACUAAGGCGGCGGGUGAGGUCAAAGCCUUAGAUGACUUCUAUAAAAUGUUGCAGCAUGAGCCUGACCGGGCUUUUUAUGGCCUAAAACAUGUGGAGAAGGCCAAUGAAGCCAUGGCCAUUGAUACUUUAUUGGUCAGUGACGAGCUCUUCCGGCACCAGGAUGUGGCUACACGUGCCCGGUAUGUUAAAUUGGUAGAUAGUGUUCGGGAGAACAUGGGCACAGUGCGCAUUUUCUCCAGCCUUCAUGUGUCGGGGGAACAGCUUGGCCAGCUGACAGGGGUGGCAGCCAUUCUGCGCUUUCCUGUUGCUGAGCUCUCUGACCAGGAGGAUGAAUCUAGCUCUGAAGAGGAUUGACAACAGUGGCUUCAUUUCACAGUUUCUCUUCCAAGUUACAUAAAAUGACAUUAAAAGUCUUCCCUUCCUAAGUACUGUGUGCAGAUAUACCAUGACAUGUAAUUGAAGUUUUUGAUAGUAUUUCUUACACUAUAUGUUUCUUCUCACCACGCAAAUGCAUGUCUAAUCUGUGGUAAAGCUCAUUGGAAUGCUGAGAAUUAGAGCUGACUGGUUUUGUAAGUUGCACCCUGGACCUCCAGCAAUACCAGAAACAGAUCUCAGUCCCUAGAGCUGCUUAUUCUUUAUGUUAAGGCAGACUGUCAGCUUAAUGUUUUGGAACAUGUACAAAAAGCUAAUAAACUAAGAAAUACAAAACUG